AUAGAUAUUACUUACUGGUAAUUCAGCUAUACAACUGCAUGCAUGGCUCACUCUCCGGCAGUAAAUCACGUAUGCUACGCUAUUGCAUUGCUAUGCACAGCUUGCUACUGUUGUCAAGCACAAGAUGCGAUUCAGAUUGUUGCAAACGCUGCUCUUUGUUUCGAUAACCGAAUGGUGAUCAAUAACUGUCUGAUGUCGAUGGGAAUAAACACAAACGGGAGCUCAGGCAGCAACGGGACGAUGAGUAAUUCUACCACAAUUGAGCCGAAACCACACGGGAAGAGCAAUGCGACGACGGAGAAGAGUAACGCGACGACGAAUAGUAACGCGACGACGAUGACGCUCUGUAGCUCUCCCUGUUACGGGCAAAUGAUGCUGACGGCCACCUGCAUGGACGGCAUUUUAAGCAGCUUCCCGUUCUACAGCCCCGGGCUUGUACAAGGGGUGCAGGCCAUAGUGAACAUGUCAUGCCGUGGAAUGGCCAAUUCCACCACCAAUUCCACCACCAAUUCCACCGUAUCACAUUUGGCUGAGCCAGGUCCGCGUACAAACACAUCAAGAACAAGUGCAAGUGCAAACACAUCAAGAGCAAGAGCAAGUGCAAGUGCAAGUGCAAGUGUUCGCGCUGUGCCAGAUUUUGCCACUUUAGUUGUCUCUGCUUUUAGCAUUCUUUUUAUUCAUAGGAGAAGCCAAAUUUCAUGGUAGCAUUAAUUGUAUGUAUGAAAAUCAGUAUAUCCAAGUAUAGACAAAUGCAUAUAUAUCAAUUGGUGUAUACAAACAAUUACGACUACCUUUUUUGUAGUCGAACGA
This is a messenger RNA of Zingiber officinale, 810 nucleotides long. RefSeq lists its product as uncharacterized. Lineage: Eukaryota; Viridiplantae; Streptophyta; Magnoliopsida; Zingiberales; Zingiberaceae. The record is from RefSeq and is a predicted model, not a curated record. The coding region runs from base 43 to 705 and encodes 220 amino acids. The transcript has 4 exons.